Drepanopeziza brunnea f. sp. 'multigermtubi' MB_m1 is the source of this 678-nucleotide messenger RNA. RefSeq lists its product as uncharacterized. Gene Ontology annotation, cellular component: endoplasmic reticulum membrane. Gene Ontology annotation, molecular function: 3-hydroxyacyl-CoA dehydratase activity. Gene Ontology annotation, biological process: very long-chain fatty acid biosynthetic process; fatty acid elongation; sphingolipid biosynthetic process. The record is from RefSeq and is a predicted model, not a curated record. Lineage: Eukaryota; Fungi; Ascomycota; Leotiomycetes; Helotiales; Drepanopezizaceae.
AUGGCACCUCAACCUGAAUUAGAGCCGUCGCGCAAACCAGGCCCCAAACCCCUUCAAUCCAGCUCCCCCAAAAGGCAAUAUCUCAUCCUCUACAACUUCGUCAGCGCCGUCCUCUGGUUCACCAUUCUCGGGCGCGUCGUGCUGCUUGUACCUCUCGUCGGGUUUGGAAAUGUUUAUCCGGGUGUAGGAAGGUUCUGUAAAUGGACCCAGACGCUGGCGCUGUUGGAGGUGGUGCAUGCUGCGACUGGCAUAGUACGAGCCCCCAUCAGCACCACUGCUAUGCAAGUCGCCAGCCGUCUCCUUCUCGUAUGGGGAGUUGUCGAUCAAUUCCCCCUCCUCGCCCGCAGCGCUGGCUACUCGUCGAUGCUCAUCGCCUGGUCCGUCACCGAGGUUGUCCGCUAUUCGUACUUCGUGUUCACGCUUAGCGGUUAUUCGCCAGGCAUCAUCUCGUGGUUGAGGUAUAAUACGUUCUAUGUGCUGUAUCCGCUGGGCAUUAGUAGCGAGUGUUGGUUGAUCUGGAGCGCGAUCAAGCCGGCGGCGGAGAAGAGACAGGAGUUUGCAUGGGCGCUGCAAUUAAUUCUCCUUAUUUAUAUCCCUGGAUCGUACGUUUUGUUCACGCAUAUGAUGGCGCAAAGGAGGAAAGUUAUGAGGGGAAAGCAGAUGCAAAAAGCCGAAUGA